Messenger RNA from Rubroshorea leprosula, 426 nucleotides. The record is from the annotation of a GenBank genome assembly. Lineage: Eukaryota; Viridiplantae; Streptophyta; Magnoliopsida; Malvales; Dipterocarpaceae.
GGUCAUUUUCUCUUUCCGUUGUGUGUUGUGUGUGUGCCUGCCUUAAAAAGUUAUGUUGAGGGGUGCUGUUUUCUCCAAAAUCUUUCUCCUCUGCUCUUGCCUAUGGCUAUCCCUUGUUUCUUCUUCUUCAGCAGAGCUCCAACGUUUCCAACAUCCGGUGAAGGCUGACGGAUCUCUCAGCUUCUUGGUCGUCGGAGACUGGGGAAGAAAAGGGCUUUACAAUCAAUCUGAAGUUGCGUUUCAGGGUAUAAUUCUUUGCAUAUUCUGAGGGAUUGAUUAUUCGAAGCUGUAUGGGCCAUAUAUCUCAUCAUGUUGCCUGUCAGAGAUUGCUUGUAAGGGGAUGCCUAUUAAAUUAGAAGGAAUAAUUCUUUGCAUAUUCUUUGUGAAGGUGUGAUUUUUUUAAUUUUAUAAAUUUUACUCUUUAAA